AUGUUAUGGGUUGUCGACUAUGAACUGCCCAAGACAGUAACAGCCCUCUGUGGACCUAUUCUUAAUGAAGCAGGAGUGAUCUUGGCUUGUGGAUCUUUUUUACAAUGGGAAGAUUGGAAGACAUCUACUUUCCAUUGCUCAUUCCUCUCCAGUUCAACCAUGAAUAUUGCUGCGGUUGGAACUAAAGGAACUCUACAAGUUCAUGAUUUUAUUGUCCCUCACAAAGAGAGAGCUGCUUCAUUUUCUGCUGGCUCUCAGACUAGAUUCAGGGAGAUCGUUACAGGUUGGGUUCCAUUGCCUUCUCAGCAUGUGGUCACGACAGAUCUCCCUCAGAAAGCCUGCAUGGUGAGGGAGUUCCCAAGGUUGGUGAAAAAUAUAAAGGAGGGUGGAUCCAAACUAGAGAGUAAGUGGCACAACAUCAUCAGGAAUACACAACUGGUUCUGGAUGCAGUCAAGGAAUCCAUUGAGAAAGGUUUUGAACCGGUCCAGGUUGCUGGGGCUUAA
Messenger RNA from Telopea speciosissima, 504 nucleotides. RefSeq lists its product as uncharacterized. The record is from RefSeq and is a predicted model, not a curated record. The coding region runs from base 1 to 504 and encodes 167 amino acids. NCBI's taxonomy places the organism in Eukaryota, Viridiplantae, Streptophyta, Magnoliopsida, Proteales, Proteaceae. The transcript has a single exon.